CCGAGGGUUCCGAGGUGCCGCAGACGUUUCCAGAUCACCUGCUUGUCCUCGCCCCCACCCCCGCCAGUGAGCAGCGGUUAAAGAGUUGUUAAAGUCCGGUCGGUCGUAGUAGAUAAAGAUCGAGUAGACCACAUGAGUGCUCACGCCCCGCUCGCUUUUUAGCUUUAUGGAAUGAUUGGCAGCUGUCCGGGAGACGAGAGGGAUUUCGAGGUCGGGAUAGUUAACGCUGCUUGACCCGGAGCAGGUUGAGGAGUGAAGGGAUUUUGUGGAAAUCUGCACGGGGCCAGUGGGAAGCCCAUUAGCUGGGUGACCUUGAGGAAGAAGAGACACCGACUCUCAAUUUUGUCAUCAGGAAAACUAGCUAGGUUUCCUCAAAAAGGCCCUUGCGAUUUUGAAAUGAUUUGAUUUGUUCAGUGUGGUUGAAAAAUUAAGCUACAGUGUAGCCUGACACUCCCCCACCGUCCCUCCCUUUCCUGCAGGGCCUCCAGCACACAAUAAGAUACUUUGAUUAUAGAGAGUGGCUGUUACAUGGCCCCAGACCAAAGAAAGCAUUUAUUGUACGGCCAGCGCUAGGCCGAUUGGAGGUGGUAGAUAAAUACUUGCUGAAUGGAAUCGUGGAGAAUUCGUUGUAACCACGUCAACAGAACACUGUCACUGUAUAUGCUGGCCAGAUGUGGGGAAAUAGUUCUACCACACAAGGAACCGUAAUAAAGAUUUAUCCCAGAAUGUUUCUCCAGGACUAACCCAGAAACAUACCAUAGAACAUCUAGUACAGAAAGGUGAGCACAGACCCUACCUGGAUCAAGUCUUCCCUGGACCUGAAUGAUGACUGCUGAGUCACGGGAAGCCACAGGUCUGUCCCCCCAGGCUGCACAGGAGAAGGAUGGAAUUGUGAUAGUGAAGGUGGAAGAAGAAGAUGAGGAGGACCACAUGUGGGGACAGGAUUCCAGCUUGCAGGAGACGCCUCCUGCCGACCCAGAGGUAUUCCGCCAGCGUUUCAGGCGCUUCUGUUACCAAAACACUUUUGGGCCUCGAGAGGCUCUGAGUCGACUAAAGGAACUUUGUCAUCAGUGGCUGCGGCCAGAAAUAAACACCAAGGAGCAGAUCCUGGAGCUAUUGGUACUGGAGCAAUUCCUUUCCAUCCUGCCCAAGGAGCUCCAACUCUGGCUGCAGGAAUACCGGCCUGAUAGUGGAGAGGAGGCGGUGACCCUUCUAGAAGACUUAGAGCUUGAUCUCUCAGGGCAGCAGGUCCCAGGUCAAGUUCAUGGACCUGAAAUGCUUGCCAGGGGGGUGGUACCUCUGGAUCCAGUUCAGGAAUCCUCGAGUUUUGACCUUCAUCACAAAGCUCCCCAGUCCCAUUUCAAGCAGUCAUCUCGGAAACCCCGCCUCUUACAGUCACGAGCUCUCCCUGCCACCCAUGUUCCUGCCCCUCAUCAUGAGGGGAGUCCCAGAGAGCAGGCAAUGGCAUCUGCACUACUGACCGCAGAUUCCCAGGCUAUGGUGAAGAUUGAGGACAUGGCUGUGUCCCUCAUCCUGGAGGAAUGGGGUUGCCAGAACCUGGCUCGGAGGAAUCUUAAUAGGGACAACAGGCAGGAGAAUUAUGGGAACACAUUUUCCCAGGGUUGUGAAAACAGGAAUGAGAAUGAGGAGUCCACCUCAAAGGCUGAAGUCAGAGAAGACGCAGCAUCACGUGGGGAGACAGCAGGAAGAUUCCAGAAAGAGUUUGGAGAAAAAUGUGAACAGCUGGGCAAAGUUGUAGAAAGGCAGCAGAGAAACCCAGAGGAAAAAACUGGAAAAGAAAAGAAAGAUUCAGGGCCAACUACAGUCAAGGAAAAAAAAACCACUCCAGGAGAAAGGGGUCCGAGGGAGAAGGGUAAAGGACUAGGAAGAAGCUUCAGUCUGAGUUCAAACUUUAAUACCCCUGAAGAAGUCCCAACAGGGACGAAGUCGCACAGAUGUGAUGAAUGUGGUAAAUGCUUCACAAGAAGUUCAAGCCUUAUUCGCCAUAAAAUAAUCCACACUGGAGAAAAGCCCUAUGAAUGUAGUGAGUGUGGAAAAGCCUUCAGUCUUAACUCAAACCUUGUCCUACAUCAGAGAAUCCACACAGGAGAGAAACCACAUGAAUGUAAUGAGUGUGGCAAAGCCUUCAGUCACAGUUCCAAUCUCAUCCUCCAUCAGCGUAUCCACUCCGGAGAGAAACCUUACGAAUGUAAUGAGUGUGGGAAAGCGUUCAGCCAGAGCUCAGACCUCACUAAACAUCAAAGAAUCCACACAGGGGAGAAGCCCUAUGAAUGUAGUGAAUGUGGAAAAGCUUUCAACCGAAACUCAUACCUUAUUUUGCAUCGGAGAAUUCACACCAGAGAAAAGCCCUAUAAGUGUACUAAGUGUGGCAAGGCCUUCACCCGGAGUUCAACCCUCACUCUGCAUCACAGAAUCCAUGCCAGAGAGAGAGCCCCUGAAUACAGCCCAGCCUCACUGGAUGCAUUUGGAGCAUUCCUGAAAAGUUGUGUGUAAAGCAAGAAUUUGUCAUCAAGACAUUUCCCCAUUUUGUUUGUAAAAUUAUUUCAGUGAUAUAUGCCCAUGGAAGUGGGGGAAAAACCUCAACAGUUUUAAAAAAAAAAAUCGUACUUAAGGAUCCUUCUAGUUAUAUCAGCAGUGUUCUGCCUUUGUGUAAUAUGUGGGCAUGUAGCACUUCCACACAGCCCUUGCAGGGAAAAGUGAGUGAUAUGGAUAAUCCAUGCAACAUUUCCACAUAAGAUAAAAGCACACACAAUAAAAUGUCAAGCUUUUUCAGUAAUGAGGAUAUCUUUAAGGCACUACUGGACUCUCAGUAAUCACAACAUACAAUUGAAAGAUCAAGACUGGCUUUUUGAACAUGAUACUGAAGUUAAGAAGCUCCUUGCCACAAACAAGCUCUACUUGGCCAACAUCUUAUUUAUCUUUCAAAAGAGAAGGACAGUUAAGACAAAAAUUACAUUAGGACAUGCUGCUCAAGCUAGUUAUAUCUAUAUAUGAUAAGUUAUAUAUAUGAUCACUGGUAGCCUACCAAAGCUAUAGAAAUCUAGGACUGUGUUGAUAAGUAUCAAACCAAAGAUUUCUAUCUCUUCCUGAAAGAGAGACACGUGCACCAGUCUACAAUUCCAAAGGACUGCAACAAGUGUAGAUGGUUCUAUCCUCAUCACUGAUAUUAGUUCUACCGAAAUGACAAUUCAAAACACUUCUCUUCUUCAAAUCCCUAAAGCACUAUAGCACUCCUAAAUGCAUUUCUCCAUGUUAGCACUUGAUUGUAUACGGUCUCAAUUCUCCGUGGUUUCAUGUAUGGAAGUUAAUACCCCCAAAAGAGAUGCUCCAAUUGUCAAGGGAUAUAUUUAGAUCCCUGACUUACAGCACUGGAGAUGGUGCUGAGCCCUGAGGCACUCAUGACUGGUUUAUGAUGGGACAUUACAUUUAUGAUGAAGCCCUGUGAAUCACAAGUACCUGAAAAUUGGUAGCCUGGCCCAGUGUUUGAAGGGGACCUUCAGAGCCAGGAGGCUGCCAAAACCUAAGAUCAAUGCUAUUUUUGUCCUAAAUGGAAGUGAAAGGUACUGGUUAGCUGCCUGCAUAGAUUCUUUCUAAAAACAGAUCAGAGAGGUACCACAGAAUAUCAGAAAUGACUUAAUUAUUGCCAUCUUAAAAAUGAAUGCUAAGGUCAUCUUUUGACAACUUUCUGUUGCAGAGAUCUUAGCAAGAAUUCUUUUCAGUCAACUGCUGAACAGUGUGAUGGGCACUUUUGAAAUCAUUUGUAACGUAAAUAAUGUAAGUCAGAAGACGUGGGUUUUGUUGCUUUUCAGAAAAUGAAAAGUUGUAGGGAACAGUUUUUCCAUACUUUUCUAGAAACUUCACAAAAGGAUUUGUCACUAUUUGAGAAGUUUAGCAACAUACUAAGAUAUAGUUGGUUGUGUCAUACCUAUAGUGCACAUCUUUUCUGUUUCUCAUCAUUAAAGACUGAAGUGAGGUUAUGAAACUUUAAUCUUUCCCAUAAUCUGUUCAGGAGGAUGCAAUUGGCUUCCCAGAAACUAAGGAUGGGGUUGGUUUAACACAUAAAGGAGCCCCAAGUAUCAUGGGUUUUGUGAAGGCAUCAAGGACAUAGAUAGAAAUGGCUCCAAUCAUGUGGACAGCACUGCAGAAACUUAUAAAAACAAACUAAGAAACAAACCUGAAGACUAUCGUGACCAUCAUAUAACAGGAGAACCCCACCUGCAGUUUGAGAUUUUCCUCAAGAAACAGAACUGAAGCUAUCACUGACCAACAGCUAAAGUUCCUGAGAUUGUUUGCAGAACCAGUGAAGUGGGGGCACAUGUGGCCUCAGCUCCAGCUCCAGACUAAACUACAAUUCUACACAGCAGUUAUUCUUUGGCUUCUUUUUGGCUUUGUGAGUUGAACCAACCACAGCUUCCCUAUAGCUUCAAAGCCAUUUCAUCAGUUUUCCCUGGGAAAACUUCAAGUCAACAAGUUACCAGAAUAUUUCUGCCCAUCCAAUUUAAGAAAAACAGAAGAGAUACUGAAGGAGGAUGUACUUAAUAUAUUUUUUCUUUUUCUUUUCUUUUCUUUUUUUUUUUUUUUUGACAGUAAAGUGGAGGUAGAAAUGCUUUAAGAAUUUUCUUCAAAGAAAAUUGAAGCUACAGUUAUGGUUGCAUAGAAUGCUAGUGUUGCUUUUGAGAGGAUUGUUGCCCACUGGAAAGCAACUGAAAGUGUUUAAGUACAUAACUCCAGGCACUGAUCCAAACACUGACUUUUUUCUUAAGAAGAAAAGGACUUUAGUUGGUUCCACAUUUGCCUUUUUCUUUUAGCAACAACUAUGUGCUGACAUAAUUCAGCCACCAUUUGUUUUUAAAUGAAAGUUAUAUAUAACCUGUAUGCCCAUAUUUAAUUCCUGUUUGAUUGGGACAUCUUACUUUAUCAAUAGCCACUGGGGUUGCUUCAGAUCUUCAGCAUAUGCACUCCAUGAGGCAGCUAUUAGAAGAGGUGUUUUCUGAGGAAAACAGACUACAACUGUUUAUUAAAACCCUCUGCAUUGCAUUCAUUUAUCAAAUGCUCAGUACAAAAUGUCAUUGGGUCUUGGUCAGAAAUGCUGGUGACAUCUACUUAGUGCUCAGGAAAGUCAUUCAAAAGUUCUUGAUGGGCAGAAAUCUGGUGCCACAUUAAGUACUCAGUACUUAACCAUCAGCAUGCUAGUUGUCCUGAUGGAACUUUUUGAAGAGUUUCUAACAACAUACCUUAACCCUGCCAGGAAGAGAAGUUAAAAUUCUUCAAGUUGUGGGGUAUUUGUUUCUACUCUAGCCUGGUAGGCAAGGCUAAAACCUGAAACUAUAGACAUGAGACAUUUUGAUAUGUAAGGCACUUAAUACUUAGGUUGUGAAAGUGAAACUCGGCAAACUGUGUAGAGAGAUUAACAUGUUUGAUGUGUAAAAGAGUUCACAUCUCACACACCAGAGAGUUAUUCCAGAAAGGAACCUCUUGAAUGUGAUAAAUAUGGCAAAGCUCUUAAUCACAUCUCAACCCUUAACAUCAGAAAGCUUACAUUGUAAAUAAACUUUAUUAGUAUUAAAUGUGAGGAAAACUUUGAUGUAUAGCACUCAUUGCUUUGGACAAAACAAUUUCAUCAUUAUCUUCCAAUCAUGUAAUAAGUUUCAGAAACACUGCAGAGGGAGCUUAAGUCUUAACUCCAGAGGAUCCACAGAAGGAGGAAAAGAAAAAUGGGGAAAUGCUAAAGAAACAGCAACAUGUACAGCUUCUUACAAAAAUUGUGAAUGUUGGGUACUUCUGUAUAUUUUGUAUGACUAUGAUGUGUGUAUUUUGUACCUCCAGCCCCUGUUGUUACUCUGUAUAUUCCCUGUAAACAGAUUAUGUAUUUUAUUUUAAUCUAUUUGACAGAAUACUUCAUUCCAAAAGUGCAGUUUUGGAGUAAGUAGUGAAAACGUGGUUAUAGAAAAAACAUCAGUUUACAGAACCGAGUGGGAAAAGAAGUGUGAAGAAGAAACAAAAGCUCCAGUUUAUGUUUAUCAGAUCAAGAGGAGACUGGUAAAUUGUGAGGACAGGUUAAUAGGACACAAAAGUGGAAUAGUUCUAUAAACAUGAAGCAUCUGGAGCUUUUUUUUUAAAAAACCAGAGGUUGCCCUCUGAGCUGUCAGUCACCAUUGCAAGUAAAAGGAAUGGAUUCUCUUAGCUUGGGGUGGGAGGUGGGAAGAUUUUCUCUCUAAAAUGAAAAUAGGAAUUGUACUGGAAUGGCCAGUGGGACCACCUAACCUGACCCAACACUCUAAACCAUAGUCCUGCAUUCCCACUAACUACUGUGUCUUUAUGCUUAGAUUUGGGAUAGGAAAGCUUCAAGGUAGGUUCCUGAGUUCUUUGAAGUUAGGCACAAAGGAAUUGAGUGCAUCCAGUUGUGACAUUGCAGGAAGUUUGUCAGAUAAGCCUUGAGAAGCAUUUGCUACUUUCCUUUUGGUUGUGUUCUGUGUACCUUUCCUGUUCCCACUCUUCCCCUUGUUUAUGAUUUUUGUGAAGAUAGCUAUGGAAAAAUUUUUGGUUUUUAAAAGAUUUUGUUUUAGUUUUAGUUUUUAAUCCUGGAAUUGGUUGCCUUUAUCCAGGUAGUCAUACUGAUCUACUCCAAAGCCAGAUAUAACCAGUUUCAUCCCAUCAUCCUCAUGGAAGACUCUGAAUUGGAAUAACAGUACUGAAAUGUGGUCAGUGAUAGAUAGCAGUUACUUGCCAGAGGAGUCAUGUUAUCUGUUCCAUUCUGAGCAACUUCUCAGAACUAUUUAUGAAGGGGCUGGGGCUCCCCAUAUUGGGAAACCAAAUGAAGGUCUGCAGGUUAUUAAGUGUCAGAAAAGGGAAAGUUAGGAGAAAAGGAAAUUAAGUGGUAUAAAUAGAUCAUUUUGUAGAAGUUAGGGGUAGAUUUUUAUUUCACUUAACUACUGGAGAUUUUAAUAAAGAGCAUUAUUAUUGGAAAAGUUUUCCUAAUGUAGAUGAGGUUUUGUUUUUAGAAUGGAUACACUACUGUACAUUUAAAAGCUGUUAAUUAUUAUUCAGAUUAUAUCUGAAAAUGAAAUUACCUGUUUCACUUUUCAAAGCUUUGUCAAACAAACUUGAAGUUUUAGGGAGGUAAGCCAUCUCCAAUCCUGCAGGUCAAACAAGUUUGGGAAAUAAUUUUGACAUCCCAUAAUGCAGAAUGUCUUAUUGUUAGAAAUUGGUUUCAUACUUCCUGGUUCUCUUUACUAGUGGACACCACCAAUCUCAUGUUUUCCUCUGUUGUCCUCAAAUAGCACAAGGAAAAGAGUGGGUGUUAGGCAACUUCUAAACCAUGGACUGCUGUGAUCUUUUUUCUUUUUAACCUUGGAGAUUCUCCCCUUCAUUUACUGAUGAAUCAUGACCCACUGCAAAGUACACUGUAAUUAGCAAAGUUAAUUGGUCUUUAAAUUAUCUAACUUCAGCAAGCAUUCAUUAAUCAAUGAGGCUCACUGGUUUAAGGUAUAAAGGAUGAGACCUAUGAGUGAGUGAAAGGUGAUACUGAAAGUUGGAUUUUCUUCCAGUUUGAGAUUUAACUUUCUUUGGUCCCUGGAAGGGGCCAGACAACUUUGGUCACCUUUAAUCACUAUGGUUUAGCUUCCUGACAAGGUUGGGUGCAUCAGAAUAGGGGAGGGGUUACAAUUGUCCUAUGCCCUUGGCUGAAGAAGAGUUAAGGAGGCAGGAGAGAAACUUGGGGGUGUGUUGGGAUGAUUGUUUGCCUUCCCCUUUGCUUCCACCAGGUGAUAGCAUCCAGCUACUUUUUAAAUGUUUCAGUUUGCCCUACCACAGACAAAGCAUGUUAGACUUAGAGAUACUUCUGCUGGUAGCAGGGGUCCCUACUUGAAAACAUAUAUGAGGGGGGUGGGGUGGGAGGAAGCAGAUUGUGAUUGUGCAGGAAAAUCUUGUUCUAAAUAAAGAGUUUAAGGGCAAGGGGUGGGUUAUGCAAGCAGAAUCAGUAAUUAUUUUAAAAUGAGCAUAUGUAUUUUUAUUAACUUUUAGUUAAAUAUAGAUUAUUACAACCAGGUCAACAUGAUAAGCCUAAAUAUAUAGAGAGCUAACUCAGGCAUUGUCUUUGUAGACUAGUAAAGCAACCCGUCUUGUCAGUUCCCAGCUUCUUUGUUUAGAGUUAAAAUAGACCAAAAGAAGAAAUUUACUUGUCUUUGUAUACCUGCAGAAUUAAAUUAUUGCUGUUAAGAACUAGACUUUUCAUUUUACUAGUCUGAAGAGUCCAGGUGCUUGGUAGAUGUUCAAUAAAGGGUUUUUAAAUUGAAUUUGUGCAUUUAAAAUACUCAUUAACAUUUCUAGAAGAGCUUCUCUUAAUAAAUAAUGGAACCAGAGGGAAAGUGGUAUGUUCUUUAAAAGCUGGGGAACUCCUACAACAAAAAUAAUUUGAAGCCUUAAUCUAAGACAAUUUCCAAAUGUAACAAGAAAUGGCAGCAAAAUGACAUUUGUAUACACACAUAAUCAGUGGUCCAUUUUAGAGGCCGGUGGUAUCUGACAAAUGUUGGCGUAAUGAGGUCAGGAAGGAAAUUCUGGAAAUUUGUAAUAAGUAUUCCUUUAUGUUGUUUCUGUCUUAGAUCAUGAUAAAAGAAUAAAUUAUCAUCUGUAGGUGGCA
Messenger RNA from Lepus europaeus (European hare), 8659 nucleotides. RefSeq names its product zinc finger with KRAB and SCAN domains 1 (gene ZKSCAN1). The transcript has 6 exons. Gene Ontology annotation, molecular function: DNA-binding transcription factor activity, RNA polymerase II-specific; RNA polymerase II cis-regulatory region sequence-specific DNA binding. Lineage: Eukaryota; Metazoa; Chordata; Mammalia; Lagomorpha; Leporidae. Gene Ontology annotation, cellular component: nucleus. Gene Ontology annotation, biological process: regulation of transcription by RNA polymerase II. The record is from RefSeq and is a predicted model, not a curated record. The coding region runs from base 823 to 2514 and encodes 563 amino acids.